Molecule: messenger RNA, 1078 nt
Organism: Danaus plexippus (monarch butterfly)
Lineage: Eukaryota; Metazoa; Arthropoda; Insecta; Lepidoptera; Nymphalidae
Exons: 2
Coding region: 90-1064 (324 amino acids)
Source: RefSeq, a predicted model, not a curated record
AUUAAUUAAGACGUCACAGAUAUUAUAGUUUGUCAUAAACACAACUCAGAACAAAUCGAAAAUUCACAGUGAUAUUUGCAAAACAUAUUAUGGAAAAUUUAAGGAUGGACAACGCUAAAACAUUAAAAGACAGGGGGGACAAUGCCAAGAAGAACAAAAUAAGAGCCAAGAAAGACGUGAAAACCAAAAACGACAGAGGGGAUUCUCAAAUAAGGUCAUUUUUUGAUAAAUCUUCAGAAUCCGUGAAACGAGCAGAAAUAAAAAGUGAGGCUCCAAAAACUUUUGAUAUAACAAAAAGACAGAGUGAAUACGAGAAAGAGAAUAAAAAAUUGAUGGAAAAAAGAAGAAAAAUAAGAGAUAAGUAUACAAUUAAAAACUAUUUAGGACCGGAAGUAAAUAAACAGGUCGCUCCAAAGGAAGUUAAAGUUGAAAUUAAGAAAGAUGUCGCUAUGCCUUCGAAACAGGAACAGAAUGACAAAAUCAUUCUAACAAAAUCAGACACGAAGACAUACAAAAUAGAAAAGGAAAACCAAAAAGUACCGGUCAUAAAGACAAUAACAUGCAAACACGACUCACGAGUAUACAAGGCCGUCACCUUCCGAGCGCCGAGACAGAAGCCUACGUCCUUACAAAUAAACAUUCCGACUGUCACAAGGAACAACAACCACAUUAAUAGGAUACCGAAACUAAUAAAACAGAAAUUAAACACGCCGAGCAAAACCAGCGUUAAGCCGAAUACCGAGAAAAAGAUCGGUAGAAAAUGUAGACGUUGGACUCGAGGUCAGAUAUCGUCACCGGUUCUGAGAACGGGGCACUCACCUACGACUGAAGUGGCGAAGUGGGCGCCGGACUGCAUCAACAAACACACGAAACCGUACUACGAGGCCUGGAUAAACACCACGCUGACCGCCAUAUCUAAGGACACGAAGGGAAAGAAUCUCAACGCCAAGCAGCUUAUGAAAUCGUUCAAGCAAGCCCUGGAGAGGGUGCAGAGCCCGGAUCUAGUGUAUAAAGACUUCACAGACGAAAGGAACGUCGGCAGAAUCAAAAUAAACCACAAGUGACGUGUUGUCUUUGA